UUUGUCCUUCGCUCGCCGCUUGGCUCUCGCCAUCAUCCUAUGCACUCGCACUGCUCGCCAUGAAACUCAAGUUCCCUCAAGUCGCUGGGUUCCAGCUAGUGCAGCAGCUGGGCGGAGGAGGUUUCUCUAUAGUUUACCGUGCGGUGAACUUUGACGAUCACCGUGUCGCAGCGUGCAAAGUCGUUACACUUACGCCGGAGACAACCGAGAAGGAGCGCAAGACAUUCGACAAAGAGAUGCGUAUCCACUCUGCGCUCAAGCACGACAACAUUCUCGAAUUCAUCACUGCUGUCAUUGUCGAGCCGAGCCAGCCGGCGAACCCGUACCACCCCGGCCUGUAUAUGCUACUGGAGCUCGCCGCAGGAGGAGACCUCUUUGACAAGAUCGCUCCGGAUGUUGGCGUGGGCGAAGAAGUCUCGCACUACUACUUCUCGCAGCUUAUAGCCGGACUGCAAUACAUCCACAGGGAGGGCGUGUGUCACCGCGAUUUGAAGCCCGAGAACGUUCUGCUCGAUGCCGGCGGCACACUCAAAAUCAGUGAUUUUGGUCUGUGUGCGGUAUACAUGCUUAAGGGGACCGGAAAGACAAGGAUGCUCUCAGAGCGUUGUGGGAGUCUGCCGUACCUAGCUCCAGAGAUGUGCCGUGAUGCUCCGUACGAGGCUGAACCUAUUGACGUCUGGGGCAGCGGCGUCAUCCUCUAUGCAUUGCUCGCCGGCAACACGCCUUGGGACGAGCCGACGAAGCACAGUUAUGAGUAUGCGCACUACCUCACCGGCGAGUGCUUCGACGAUGCGCCAUGGAACCGGUUCAGCAGGGACGUUCUUUCUCUGAUUACGGGCAUGCUCGCGAUUGUGCCCUCACGGCGAAUGUCCCUCGCCGAGGUAGUUGAACACCCAUGGAUGAUGCGGCCGAGCCAGAUCGCGAAGAAGGGCCCAAUGGUGCUCGCGAACUCGCUUACGGAGUCGCUUCGACAAACGGGUGACCUGCAGAUCGCCACGCCCGACGUCACUUACAACGUCGACGCGGACGGGGACCAAAUCAUGGGCAACGCGUCGUACAUCUCCCAGUUCACGCAAACUCUCAUGCUCUUCUCGCAAACCCAAUCCGGGCGCCGCUACACACCGCACCUCACGCGGUUCUACGCGCAGCUCCUCCCGCAUCUCAUGCUCCCGCUCAUCCAAGAAGCGCUCACCGCAGAGGGCGUGAAAUGGAAGUCCGCGCAGGAAUACGUGCUCGAUGAGCCCGGCGGGGAGACGGUCAUCUUGCGCAUGCGUAUAGGCGGGCACGACCGUCGGCGGCUGAUGUUCAAGGGCUGGGUCGAGCUCGAGCACUUUUCAAUAGGCGGACAUGAGGGGACGUAUUGCGUGAUGGCCCGCGAUCAGGGCAACCCGAUUUCGUGGCGUCUGCUCUGGAGGGCCGUCAUCGAGAACGAGGCGGUCGAGCCGCACGUGUUCCGCAAGAGGGAAGACGAGUAGGGAAUGAGAGGCGGUCAAUCUCGUUCAGCUUGGUUUGAGUGUUCCCAUUACACGACAUGCACCGGCGCAUGCGCUUUAUGUAGAUUAUGCACUGUUUCCGACGGAGGUCAGCAAUAGAUACAAGUGUUCCCUUGGAUUUGGAGGAUACAUUGCGUGCGGAGGGCGGAGGGCGCGGCGUAUGAGUAGCUACAUGAUGAACUUGUGAUUCGUAUUCUGCACGUAAUGUUGAAUCAAUAUAUGCGUGUUAAGGAGACCUGUGGCCCAGAUGCGACACAUACGAUACGGUGCGAAGACGACAGCUGCGGCUUCUGGCUAUAAUUCUUCUUCAAUAUUUGCCGUAGAUGUUGCAGGAGCUGCU
Rhodofomes roseus is the source of this 1833-nucleotide messenger RNA. RefSeq names its product kinase-like domain-containing protein. Gene Ontology annotation, molecular function: protein serine/threonine kinase activity; ATP binding. The record is from RefSeq and is a predicted model, not a curated record. NCBI's taxonomy places the organism in Eukaryota, Fungi, Basidiomycota, Agaricomycetes, Polyporales, Fomitopsidaceae. Gene Ontology annotation, biological process: intracellular signal transduction; protein phosphorylation. The transcript is spliced from 14 exons. The coding region runs from base 60 to 1475 and encodes 471 amino acids.